AUGAUUAAAAGAAAAUCUACACGGAGAGACAUGCAGCCAGAGGUGGAGGAGCGAGGACACUGGGGAAAUAAGGUGGAAUUUCUCCUUGCUGUGGCAGGAAAUGUUGUCGGCGUGGGGAAUGUGUGGAGGUUUCCCUACCUCUGUUACAAAAAUGGAGGGGGUGCAUUCCUAGUGCCAUAUCUGGUAUUUGCGGUAACCUGUGGUGUACCUGUGUUCCUGCUGGAGACAACUAUAGGGCAAUUCACCCAGGAGGGUGGCAUUACCUGCUGGAGGAAGCUGUGCCCACUAGCAGAAGGGAUUGGCUUUGGUGGACAACUGAUCAUCCUCUACACCUGUAUGACCUACAUCAUUAUUCUGUCCUGGGCUUUGCUCUACCUCGUGUUCUCCUUCAGCUCUCAGCUCCCCUGGGCCUCCUGCAACAACGACUGGAACACAGAGGGCUGUGUAGACUUUUCAACAAAAAAUAACACCGUCCACUGGACCAACCAGACAAACUCGACCUCUGCAGCCACCGAAUUUUGGGAACGACGAGUGCUGAUGAUCUCAGGGGGCAUUGAGGAAAUAGGCAGCAUCCAGUGGGAGGUGCUGUUGUGCCUCAUCGCUAUGUGGAUCGUCUGCUACUUUUGUGUCUGGAAAGGAGUCAGAUCUACAGGAAAGGUGGUAUAUGUCACAGCUACCUUCCCCUAUGUGAUGUUGUUAAUUCUGUUGAUUCGUGGCCUCUCUCUUCCUGGAGCAUUCGAAGGAGUGAUGUUUUAUCUUCUGCCUGAACCCUCACGACUGAUAGACCCUCAGGUGUGGAUGGAGGCUGUGAGUCAGAUCUUCUUCUCCUACAGUAUCGGUGUGGGCUCCCUAACUGUGCUGGGAAGCUACAACAAAUACAACAACAACUGCUAUAAAGACUCUCUGAUGCUGUGUUUGCUGAACAGUGGUACCAGUGUUGUAGCUGGUUUUGCUGUGUUCUCAGUGCUGGGAUUCAUGGCUCAUGAGCAAGGCGUUCCCAUUGCAGAAGUGGCCGAGUCAGGUCCAGGCCUGGCGUUCAUUGCAUACCCUCAGGCUGUAGCCAUGAUGCCCCUGCCUCAACUGUGGUCCAUCUGUUUCUUUGUUAUGCUCAUUCUCUUGGGUCUGGAUACACAAUUUGUUGCCAUGGAAGUAGUGAUGACGUCCUUCAUCGAUAUGUUUCCCAAAGUGUUGCGCAGAGCUGGCCGAAGGGAGAUUUUUCUCCUUUUCUUCUGCCUAAUAUGCUUCUUCUCUCAGCUUGUCAUGGUUACUGAGGGAGGGAUGUUUGUGUUCCAGUUGUUUGACUACUAUGCUUGUAAUGGAGCCUGCAUCCUCUUCCUAUGUGUGUUUGAAACUCUGGCACUGGGUUGGAUAUUUGGGGUAGAUAAGUUGUAUGACAUAAUAAAGGACAUGACAGGAACACGAGCCAACUACUUCUUUAAACUCUGCUGGCUCUACCUCACACCACUGGUCUCACUGGGCUCUUUUAUAUGUUCUUUAAUUGAGUACCAGCCUCUGACCUUUAAUCGGUGGUACAUCUACCCAUCCUGGGCAUAUGUGCUGGGGUGGAUACUGGCCCUCUCCUCCAUCCUGCUAGUUCCAGGAUGCGCCCUGUAUAAGCUGGGCACUGGGACUGGGACUCUAAGUCAGCGUUUCCAUCAUCUGUGCCAGCCUAAUCUUGAAAAUUUAGAGAACCAAAAGAGUGAAACUGAGCUAGAGACCAUCAGAGAACUUCUGCAGUAG
This is a messenger RNA of Pelmatolapia mariae (spotted tilapia), 1740 nucleotides long. RefSeq names its product sodium- and chloride-dependent GABA transporter 2-like. Gene Ontology annotation, cellular component: plasma membrane. Gene Ontology annotation, molecular function: gamma-aminobutyric acid:sodium:chloride symporter activity. Gene Ontology annotation, biological process: sodium ion transmembrane transport. The record is from RefSeq and is a predicted model, not a curated record. NCBI's taxonomy places the organism in Eukaryota, Metazoa, Chordata, Actinopteri, Cichliformes, Cichlidae. The coding region runs from base 1 to 1740 and encodes 579 amino acids. The transcript has 14 exons.